Impatiens glandulifera is the source of this 1095-nucleotide messenger RNA. RefSeq names its product sugar carrier protein C-like. NCBI's taxonomy places the organism in Eukaryota, Viridiplantae, Streptophyta, Magnoliopsida, Ericales, Balsaminaceae. Gene Ontology annotation, biological process: monosaccharide transmembrane transport. Gene Ontology annotation, molecular function: monosaccharide transmembrane transporter activity. Bases 1 to 1095 code for a protein of 364 amino acids. The transcript is spliced from 3 exons. The record is from RefSeq and is a predicted model, not a curated record. Gene Ontology annotation, cellular component: membrane.
AUGCCGGCGGCCGGCGUAACUCCGACGACCGUCAAUGGGAGAGAAUACCCAGGAAAUCUCACCUUGUUCGUCACUAUCACUUGCAUCGUUGCCGCCUCCGGCGGUCUGAUUUUCGGCUACGAUAUUGGAAUUUCAGGGGGCGUUACAUCCAUGGAUCCGUUUUUAAAGAAAUUCUUCCCGUCGGUAUACCAUAAGGAGAAGAAUGAUUCGUCGGUAAAUCAGUAUUGCAAGUUCAACAGCGAGACUCUAACGAUCUUCACGUCGUCUCUUUACCUUGCUGCCUUAGUUUCUUCUCUUGUUGCCUCGUCGAUCACCAGAGUGUUGGGUCGGAAACUCUCUAUGGUGUUGGGAGGUUCUUUGUUUUUCGUUGGAGCUCUCGUUAAUGGAUUUGCGCAUGGUAUUUGGAUGCUUAUUUUGGGUCGUAUUCUUCUCGGUUUUGGCAUCGGUUUUGGAAAUCAGGCUGUUCCAUUGUAUCUUUCUGAGAUGGCGCCUUACAAAUAUAGAGGAGCCCUUAACAUAGGGUUUCAAUUCUCGAUAACGAUAGGGAUCCUCGUAGCGAAUGUCCUCAAUUACUUCUUUGCCAAGAUAAAGAGUGGAGAAGGGUGGCGUUAUAGUUUGGGUGGGGCGAUGGUCCCUGCGAUAAUCAUGGCGGUUGGAUCGUUUUUCCUUCCCGAAACUCCGAAUUCCAUGAUCGAGCGUGGCAAACAUGAAGGCGCUUUGCAACACCUUCGCAAGAUAAGGGGUGUCGAGAAUGUGGAAGAGGAGUUCAAUGACAUGAUAGCAGCGAGUGAAGAGUCGAAGAAGGUGGUUAAUCCUUGGAGUAAUUUGCUACAACGCAAGUAUAGGCCUCACUUAACAGUGGCCAUUCUUGUCCCGUUUUUCCAACAGCUUACCGGGAUAAAUGUCAUCAUGUUUUACGCCCCGGUUCUUUUUAAGACUAUCGGAUUUGGCGACGAUGCGUCCCUCAUGUCUGCGGUGAUCACAGGGCUCGUGAACGUAUUCGCCACCGUUGUCUCCAUAUACGGAGUUGAUAAGUGGGGGAGAAGGUUCUUGUUUCUCGAAGGUGGUACUCAAAUGUUCAUUUGUCAGGUAUGA